CGUCCUCCUCCUUCUCUCCGCCUCAACUCACGACCACCCCAAAAAAAAAACAUGCAUAAAACGGUUCAUCUGGUACUGACCAGGCUCAGAUACGAACGGGACCGCGAAAUCUGUGGAACCGCUCACCGUCUCUGAGUCCAAGCGUCGCCCCGCCAAUUGAGCUUCCAGGCGGGCUUGUGCUCUCGCUGUUCCCGCUUGACUCGACUUCUCCCCUCCGGGCAGGACGAACACUGGCGACCAUGGGUUCGUCUCGGCUUGUACUUCACGCUGCUGUUGGGGCUCUCUUGGUUCUGCUGUGCUCGGCCGACCAUGAUGAGCAUAACUUGGAGCAGCGCGCGGUCACCUUUGACCUUGGGGAAAUCAUGCAAGAGAUGCAAGCCCCCGAUUCCUUUGUGCUGCAACAAGAAGUUGACUUGUCAGAUUUGGUUGAUACAAGAGGUUUUCCCAUGCAAGAAAUAUUGGACACUCCAAAAGGGCGAGGUUCCAGACCAGCAUCCUUUUCACCUAGAGGACGUCGUCCAAGCGUCACAUCCCGCUCCGAGAUACCCGCGCUGGAUUAUCCCGUUGAGUUCCCACUCGGGCAACCCACCUCCGACAAUCUCCAUGCCAUCUGUCUCAACGGAGACCUUCGUCCUCGCUACCCCAACUCCUACUUCCCCCGCUCAGGUUUUGGAAAGCUGCGGCGGAUGGCGAGCGCAAUCAAUAAUGCCGAGUCGUGGUUGAGCUCGUGCUGCGCAGGCAACCAGACGUGGGGGACGGAGGUGACGCUUUGCUGCGCCACGCAGGCGUGGGAGCUGUCUGUGGAAAACUUCUGCGAGGAGGACUCAUCGGUCAAAGAUCGUCUUUAUCACUGCUGCAGAAAGUCUGGCCGUCAAAGGCUCAACUGCUUCCAGAACGACUCUCCCAAUCCGGGCUACGAGCCGACCGAGCCUUUACCGGUUGACGCGCUUCCCGCUACGAUCCACUUCAGUUUUGACAACAGCACUUGUGCCAGGACAGCCGUGAGUCAACCGAGGGCCAGUGAACUGUCUGCUUCCCAGAAAAGUGAAAUCAACUUCCCCCCUGGUCGGCCCACCGUGGAUAACAUGGAAGCGCUGUGUCGCAACCAGAAGCAGCGCCCCCUGUACAGCCUCAAGUGCCUUCCAAGCAGCGGCUUCGAGCUGCUGUCUCGUAAGGCCAAGAUCAUCAAUCGUGUGGAGAAGGGAUAUAAACAGUGCUGCAAGAAGAACCAGGAUGUGCUUGCGUGCGCUCAGCAAAAGUGGAGUGACGCGCUCCGCAGGUUUUGCUCCAGUGAGAAGACCGGCAAGGUUGACGACGAGUGUUGUUCGGGUAGCACGACCGACGAAAGACUCGAGUGUUUCCAGUCGGCGUCUCCUGACCCGCAAUACAACGAGACCGCGUCCCAGGAAGAAUCGUCUGAAAUCUGUCAGUUCCGAAAGAUCAUCAAGAAAGUGUUGCCCAAUGACUUUCACGCCAUGAAAAUUCUGAACGAAUGCUGUGCUGGGUCACCAGAAGAUCACACCGCUUGCUUUGUCCAAAAGGUUGAGGAAACAUCAGUCGGUUUGUGUACGUCAAGGAACACAUCCCCGCCCGUCGCUCGCCGCUGUUGCCGAAUGGCUAGUCAGGAGCAGCCAAAGUGCGUCAGUAACUUUGUCAUGGAUGCCAUCACCAAGGCAACCAAGGUCUCCAACCAGAAAAAGAAGAAAAUAUGUCCCCUUUAAAAAUCCACCCUAACAAAUGAUGUGGUUGCAGCAGCUCACUGAACAAAAGUACUCGUCUUGCACAAAUGCCACUUUUAAACACGUGGACCAAAUUUGUGCCUCAUCUACUGCCAGUAUUAUUUGUAGCUUUGUAUCUAAAGGUCGUGAGAAAUAUCUUUCUCCUGAGUGCCUUGCUAAAGAAUUUUUUUAGAAAUAGUUUAAUGCUUACUUUAUGAAUCAGAUUGUUGUCUGUGUGUGUACCACUAUUUUUAAAGGCUGCUCUAUACGUAUAUUUUUGGAUUAAUAUGCAUUUUGUUGUUUCUUUUAAACCCCCAAGGCUGAUUUUCUUUUAUUUGGGGUGUGUUUCUUGUCAAGCUUACAUCCAAAGCAGUUCUAAUAAAAUGUAUUUUUUUGUAAUUUUA
This is a messenger RNA of Syngnathus acus (greater pipefish), 2122 nucleotides long. RefSeq names its product extracellular matrix protein 1-like. NCBI's taxonomy places the organism in Eukaryota, Metazoa, Chordata, Actinopteri, Syngnathiformes, Syngnathidae. Bases 240 to 1721 code for a protein of 493 amino acids. Gene Ontology annotation, cellular component: extracellular region. The record is from RefSeq and is a predicted model, not a curated record. The transcript has 11 exons. Gene Ontology annotation, biological process: signal transduction; regulation of bone mineralization.